Molecule: messenger RNA, 2081 nt
Organism: Paramecium octaurelia
Lineage: Eukaryota; Ciliophora; Oligohymenophorea; Peniculida; Parameciidae
Source: the annotation of a GenBank genome assembly
AUGCAUAAACAUAAUAUGCAUAGUGUAACUUCGCAUAGAAGGAUUAUUUCAUCCUCCAUAAAACCUUCAGUAAGUCGAAUAACAAGUGCACAAUCCAGAUCUAAAUCAAACAACAUGAUUGUCAAUCAAAGUCCUUUAGGUUUUUUCUUAGAAUAGGCUAUACCAGCCAUAACAGAGAAAUCUAAUGUUCCUUUAAAGAUUAUGGAGAAGUAUUUGGAAGAAGGGUACUUAAUAAACAACCAUGAGUCAAUUGUGUCCACUUUAAAACAUGUAUCAGGAGAGGUAAGGAAAUUUUUAUAGUAUAAUUUUAUCUACGUUUAAGAUCUUCCUAAAUCAUAUUAAUUUUAGGAGAAGGAUCCUAAAUUAUUGUUUCGCAUGUAUGAGACUCUAAUAAAUUUAGAUCAAACUAUAAUUCAGGAUCUAUUUGAUAAAAAAUAAUAACUGGAUGACUCUGAUCUUAGUAAACAGCAUCCUAAACAUAAUUUUAGAUUUGAUAUUUUAAUUAAGUUCAUUGAAAUAGUGAGUGAUCUUGUGGCUUGCAUAAUAAAAAUAAUAGAUGACAAAGCCAUUGCAAUAUUUAUUGAAUAAAUUUGGAAAUCAUUGGUUAUGAUUUUAGAUUUGAAUACUCAAUGGCAACAAGAUCGUUUUCAAUCAUUGGUCGAUGUGUAGAUAGAAGGCUAUUAGCAAAGUUUAGAAUAAAUAAAAAGUGAGUAUAAAUAAUUGGAAGAAAAGUAACAAAUGCAAUUACGAGCAUAUUAAUUAAAACUUGCAAUUGAAUAAAAGAAGAAUAUCUCAUUGAGAGAAGAGAAUAAGAAAAUUUGCCAAUAAUAUAACCAUUUAGAAGAUCAGAUAAGUGAACUUAGCAAUAUAGAAAAUGCCAAAGGUGAUCUUUAGAGCAUUAAUCAAAAAUUACAUGAAAUGGACUUAAAUUUCAUUAAAUACAACAAAUAUAUCUAUGAAUCUCAUUAAUAAGCCUCCACUUCUAUGAAGUAAUUAGCUAAAAUAUUGACAUCUAAACCAAUUAUACCGAAAACUUUCAUACAAUAAAAACAUGAAUAACUUAACAUCUAUUAUAAAGAUCAGAAACCCUGUGUUGAAUUGAUGAUCAAUCCAUUAAUAUCCUAAAUUGAAAUAGAGUUUUAUCAUGUGGAUCAACAAAACAAGAAAUAAUCAGCCAGUGAUUUUCUUCAGUUUCUAUUUCAAAAUCUCAAUGCUUAUCCUUCCUAAUCAAGUGUUGAACUCUAUUUAAUAUGGAUUCAUGCUGAUGAAUAGCAAUUUGUUAAUUGUCGUAUAGAUCUGUUAAAUAAAUUGAAUCAAAAUAAUAACAAUGAUUAUUAUAUCAAUGCAUGCUAAUAAAUCCUGGGAAUCAACACAUAAUCUCCCUCAUCUCACAAAGUCAUAGAAGACACUUAAAAAUACAUUAAAAUUAUAGAACUAGCGUUAUUGUAGUAAGCAACACAAAACUAAAAUUAACAAAGAUCUAAUUUAUAUCUUAAAUAAUCCAGUUUAAUCGAUUUUGAAUUGGAAAUUAAUUUAGCAAAGUAUAGUACUUAUGGUCUAUUACUGUAGUUAUUCAAUGAUAUUGCCUCAAUAAUUACAUGAAUACAUAGAACAGACGUGUCCAUCCAACAUGAAAUUAAUAGAGUUUACACAUCAAGCUAUUCUAUUCCUCUAAUAACAAGAGAGACUUAAAUGGAAUUCCUUUGCUAAGUUUUAUUUGAACAAUAUCAACAAAUUCAGUUAUCGAUUAGAUGUAAUUGAGUAGUUCUACAAUAUAGAUGUAUUCUUGGUAUACAAUUGUUAUUUAUCAUUAGAUUUGGUAGUUGAUAAUUAUUCAUUAAAGAUCUAUGAUAAACAAGAAAUAAGAUGAAGUAGUAUCAAUUGAAGAUUUCAUUGAACGUCUAUAUCAAUUGUGGGUCUAUCAUCCAAGAUGUUUAAUAAAACCAUAAUAAGAAUCGCAGUUGACUUAGUCGAAUUCCCCAAUAGCUAAAAAAUCAUUAGCACAAUUUUCUUAAUAAAAAUAAAGUCCUCAAAUUAGAAAACAAGGGACUAUGCUAUCCGAAACUUCUCGGAAGAAAUGA